AGGGAGGAACACAGUCACCAACAGGCCGUAUGGCGGCACCCCCUCCCCGGCUAAUUCCAGCACACAUCUUAUGCCACCAGGAGGACUCAACUCAGCAGCGAGCAGCACUUCAAGCCUAUUGUCAAGCACUAGUACUGCUCUCCGUCCUCAACCAACAAAUGGCGCUACACCUCGUGCAGCCCUUAGCGCACCUCCACAAGCUAGCCCUAAAUCAUUAGCAGCAGCAUCCUCUAUAUCAGACAAGUUCUCCCUAUCCCCCGACCCCUCUUCAUGGGGUGGGAACCUCAGCAUGGCAGACCGGGAGUCGGAUGACUACCUACACAACCCUGAUCCGAAACGAGACAGGAAGAACGAUAGAGGGGGGACGAUGUUCACUGCUCGAGGGAUUGUCAACCUAGGGUGUCUGUUCAUCAUGGCUGCGGGUCUUAUCGCGCUCUUUGCGGGAUAUCCCAUCAUCUCAUUCUUCACUACCAACCAUCAGAAGACCCAAGGCGGCUUCAACCUCGGAGGGAUAAACAUGACGGGUCAAGUACCUGAGAUCACUGGUGCUCUGGGCCUGGUGGACACCCAGACACCCGAUUCGGCCAAGAGUCAUACAGGGUGGAUGGAUCAGAGCCCGUAUGAGCUGGUCUUCAGCGACGAGUUUAACGUUGAUGGGCGAUCUUUCUACCCGGGUGAUGACCCGUACUGGGAGGCAGUCAACCUGCAUUAUUGGGAAACGAACAACCUUGAGUGGUAUGACCCCGCAGCGAUCACGACCACUGGCGGGAACCUCAAGAUCUGGCUUAACAAGACGCGUAACCACAACCUCAACUACAUGGGUGGGAUGAUGAGCACAUGGAACAAGUUUUGCUUUACGGGAGGUUACAUCGAAGUAUCAGUCUCCUUGCCUGGUGAUCCGACGGUCUGGGGUCUCUGGCCUGCUAUAUGGACGAUGGGCAACCUCGGUCGUGCAGGGUACGGCGCGUCCCUAGAUGGGAUGUGGCCCUACACCUAUACGACAUGCGACGUCGGUACACUCGCGAACCAGACGCUAAACGACCAGCCCGUAGAUGCACUCACGACCGGUGACCCGAACUGGAACGGAGCGCUCUCCUUCCUCCCUGGUCAGAGGCUCAGCGCCUGCACCUGCCUUGGGGAAGAUCAUCCGGGACCGGUACUCUCCGAUGGGAGCAUGGCAGGUCGCUCGGCGCCAGAAAUCGAUAUUCUCGAAGCUCAGGUGUUUCAAGAUACACUGACGGGUGCGGUCUCCCAGUCUGUACAGAUGGCACCGUUUGAUGCGUACUGGCAGUAUCCCAAUCUCACCGAUGCGUACUAUAAGAUCUACAACCCCGAAGUCACCACGGCAAACACCUACCUCGGUGGAGUAUAUCAACAAGCCGCUUCCUCCGUAAGCGUGACGAACCAGAACUGCUACACCGGGCAUCAGUCGGGUGAAACGGGCUGCUUCGCCGUAUACGGCUUCGAGUACGAACCCGGCGACAGCGGGUACAUCACUUGGAUCAACAACGGCCAGCCGGCAUGGACCAUCUACCAAGCCGGUAUGGGACCAGACGACAAUGUCCAGAUCAAGAGUAGGAACAUCCCGGCGGAACCGAUGUACAUCCUUGCCAACUUGGGCAUAUCAGAGAACUUCGGCGCGAUCGAUUAUGACCAACUUGUGUUCCCUGUGUAUCUGCUUGUGGAUUAUGUGCGCGUGUAUCAGCGGCAAGGGCAGACGAAUAUCGGCUGCGACCCGGCUGACCACCCGACUGCGGCGUACAUCAACAAGCAUAUCGAGGCAUACUCGAAUUGGAACUUGACGACUUGGGACUCGUAUGCUCAAGCUUCGGGGUCGGUGUGGCCUAAGAACAAGCUGAUCGAUACUUGUUGAGAGCGGUUUCCUGCUCUCCUUCCAAUCCGAUUUGUUCUCCUGCCUUUCACCGUGGCUUCGUCUCCCACGGCCUUGUUUCGUCCAUACGCCCUUAUACGCCGUCGUUUGCCUCACUUGCAUCCACGUACCCGCAUAGACACGCUACCGCCAGAGCCGGGGCGUUGUAGCCAUACCGCACUCGCACUCCUUCACCGAGUGUUCUGCCCAGCCGACCCACACUGACCCUCGACUCCCACACACCCAGCUCGAAUCUCCCCACCCCGAUCCACCGAAACAACACAACCUACCAACCAACCUACCGACCACCCAAAAAGACAUCUUAACUUUGGCAUCUUGUUCGAUACGAGCACUCUCAUGCAUUUACCAUUAUUAGCCGCAAUCAUUCACUUCUUUUCCCUCUCACUUUAUCCGCUUUUAUUCG
This is a messenger RNA of Dacryopinax primogenitus, 2294 nucleotides long. RefSeq names its product glycoside hydrolase family 16 protein. The transcript is spliced from 7 exons. Gene Ontology annotation, biological process: fungal-type cell wall organization; (1->6)-beta-D-glucan biosynthetic process. Lineage: Eukaryota; Fungi; Basidiomycota; Dacrymycetes; Dacrymycetales; Dacrymycetaceae. Bases 71 to 1873 code for a protein of 600 amino acids. Gene Ontology annotation, cellular component: plasma membrane; endoplasmic reticulum membrane. The record is from RefSeq and is a predicted model, not a curated record. Gene Ontology annotation, molecular function: glucosidase activity.